Messenger RNA from Camellia sinensis, 2105 nucleotides. The record is from RefSeq and is a predicted model, not a curated record. Lineage: Eukaryota; Viridiplantae; Streptophyta; Magnoliopsida; Ericales; Theaceae.
UUUUCACUACCUGACCCCACCAUUUUCUCUGUAUAACCUUCCACGUCAAGUCUUCGGUUACAAGUAACACAGUCCUCAACCUAUUAUUCCUUUGAUAUUUCACACUGUCAUUCAACACCACCACCACCACUACUACUACUACUUCCACUCCAUCUCAUUUCAUCUUUAUUUGCUCAUCUUCAUUCAAGUCAUCACUUUGAUCCGAAAUCUUUCUUCUAUUUUGUUUUUGGUCUUGAGAAAUUGUUCUUGAUCAUGGAUGCUGAUGAGGUAGUCAUGCUCAAGCAAGAUGGUUCAAAUUAUCAAAUCUGGUCACACCUUAUGAGCCAGCACAUGAUCCAAACUCGCAGACAACUUUGGGACUAUGUUUGCGGCAUUGUAACAGAGCCCAAUCCAGGCCAUGAAAACUUCACAAAUCUCUCUCAACAAUGGAAAACUAAGAAUGCAGAGAUCUUGAACAUGAUCUGUAUAUAUGUACUCAAUCCUUCAGUUUCGAUUCAAUUACGGAGCUUCAAAUCAGGCAAAGAGUCUUGGGACUAUUUGGCUGAGCUAUAUGGUCACUCCAAUUGGAGACUCAGAUUAGAGCAAUUGGAGACUCAGAUUAGAGCAACCAAACAAGGAGAUAGAACAAUCAAAGAGUUUCAUGGUGUAAUGGUUGGUUUGUGGAAUCAACAAGCCAAGCUUGAGGAUAGAGAUUUGAGUUUGCUAAGCAGUUACAAAAAGAAUCGAGAUGAACAACGUCUUGUGCAGUUUCUUAUUGCUUUGAGAGAUGAAUUUGAGCCGAUUAGAAGGUCUAUACUGUGUCGAUUAUUUCUACCGAGCGUUGAGAAAGCUGUUAGGGAGUUGGAAGAAGAGGAGAUAAGGCUUAAGCCUUCAAUUGUCUCUGAAUUUGAUCAGUCACACAAAUUCAACAAGCCAUCUUUGUCUCGGGAUAGGUCUGCUAUGUCUUCUUCUUCUUCAAUGACAGAAACUUAUGAUUGGCGUUCUUUGCUGGGAGGUUUGGCCAAAGUUGCCAUUGCUUCAUAUGCGGCAGUACAGGUUUCUCGGACACUGUAUAAUUACUAUACUGAACCUGUUGCAGUUGAAUCUUUCUCAGGAACGGGAAGUACUUCGAGAACAUUGAAGAUUUUGAGUUAUAAUGUUUGUUUCCGAGAAGACUUGGAAAUUCAUAAGAGGAUGAAAGCUGUGGGUGGCCUUAUUCAGUUGCAUUCCCCUGAUCUGAUAUGCUUCCAGGAGGUUACUUUGAAAAUCUAUGACAUUUUUCAACAAUCCAGCUGGUGGAACUUGUACCAUUGCUCAGUUUCAAAUGUGAUGGAAUAUAAAAGCAGAUCCUUCUGCAUGCAGUUAAGUAAACUACCAGUUAAAUCAUACCACAGUAUACCAUUACGUAAUUCCACAAUGGAAAGAAAACUUUGUGUCGCCAAGUUUGAGGUUCAGGCAGACAUGCCAUUGGUUGUUGCCACUAGCCAUCUUAAAGGCCCUGGUCCUGGCCCUGGGGAUCAGAAGUUCAGCAAGGAACGUGUUGAUCAGGCGAAGGAAGCACUGGCCUUUCUUAAGAAAAAGGUAAACGUGAUUUUUUGUGGUGACAUGAAUUGGGAUGACGAUUUGGAUGGUCAAUUUCCUUUGCCCAAUGGAUGGGUUGAUGCCUGGGUGCAGUUAAAGCCAGGAGAAAAUGGAUGGACAUAUGAUACCAAAUCCAACAAGAUGCUUUAUGGUGAUUGGCCUGUGCAAAAGCGACUUGAUCGAUUUGUAUGCAAUUUGCGUGAUUUCAAGCUAAGAAGAAUAGAAAGGAUUGGCAUGGAGGCAAUACCAGGUCUAUCAUAUUGCAAGGAGAAGAAAGAGAAAAACAAGGUGCACAUGAUGCUCCCUGUUUUUCCUAGUGAUCAUUAUGGGUUGCUAUUGACAAUCUGUGCCAAGUAAUGCUAGUUAAGUGGUCAUAUCUAAGCAGGCAAGCAGAGUGCUGAUUGUGUUUUUGUGCUCUGCUUGAUAUGUACUUAUUUUAUAGAUAAUAGAUGGAGUAUGUUAAAAGGGUUUAUAACCUUUUGAGGAGAAUUGUUUUCUAUAUUUUGUAAGAAACUACUUCUAUGGAAUGCUGGAUUUUUUUGUUA